AGUGGGGAAUAAAAUAGGGAAAUUUGUUUUGAUCAGCAUGAUGCAUUGCGCAUAUGUGCUAUCGCAGUAGUCAUAUGAAUUUUGAUUAUUUUAGAAAACUGUAAAAGUAAAAUAAAAUACAACAAUGAACCAUACUAAUCUUAAGGAUAUUGAUUUAUAUGAAUUGAUUGGGAUACUAUCAACAGCUACUACACAAGAGGUGAAGAAAGCUUAUCGUAAAAAAGCUCUGUCAUGCCACCCAGACAAGAAUCCAGACAAUCCAAAGGCUGCAGAACUUUUUCAUCAGCUGUCCAAAGCAUUAGAGAUCCUGACAGAUGAAUCAGCACGUGCUGCAUAUGAUAGAGUUUUAAAUGCAAAGAAAGCUGCGAAGUUGCGGCAUCGUGAACUAGAUUCUAAGCGGCAGAAGUUGAAGGAACAAUUAGAAGCAAGGGAGCGACAAGCUGAGGAAUUUUCAAAACAGAACCGCAGUUUCACCAGCAAAACAGAUGAAGAAAAGCUUCAGGAUGAGAUUGAGAGGUUAAGAAAGGAGGGUUCAAAGCAAGUCAAAGAGGAGCAAGAGUAUGUUCGACAGCAGAUCAUACAAGAGAAGUUCAGCAAACCCACAAUGAAGGAAGAUAGCAGCAGUCAUCAUAGGUUGAAAGUACGUUGGGUAGCAGCAAAAGCCGACCCAGACAAUGGAGGGUACACGAGUGAAUUGUUGCAUGAUAUAUUUUCAAAGUAUGGUGAAAUUGUUGCCUUGAUUAUAUCUGCCAAAAGGAAUGGGAGCGCCCUUGUAGAAUUUAAAACGAAAGAAGCAGCUGUGAUGGCAAUGGAAUUGGAACAAGGAUUAACUAAAACCCCUUUGAGAGUGGAAUACCUUGGAAGUGGACAGACUAAACCACCUAGUGCCAAGAAGGGACUAUCACUGGCAGAUCUGAGCAGUGAGAAGGCUGGAAGUCACAGUAGUACCUUCCCAUCCAUGGAUGAUGGAACAGAGAAUAAAUUCUCAUCUAAUUUCCCAAGCUUUUCUUUCUCUUCUAACAUUUCAAAUGAAUCUACACAGUCAGUGGAUUUGGACUUCGAGAGCCUGGUUUUACGAAGGCUGAGACAAGCUCAGGAAAGAAAGAAACUGAUAGAAAAAAUUGAGGAAGAGGAUGAUAAUAAUACAUAGCUUUACAUUUGAAAUAGUAGAUCAUCUUUGUAAUUUAAAAAAAAUAAAUUUUUAUGUCUGUGUAAUAUUAAAUUUAACACUUCAGCCCACAUACACAAUAGUACAUAGCUACAUGGCUUAAAUUAACAGAAUGUAGUGUAUAAACUGCAAGCUGUGUUGGAUUAUAAAGCAUUCCUUCAGUGUGAAAAGUGGUGUGUAUGAUUACUGAGGUAUGAAAAGAAUAAACUGUGUUGCAUAUU
Messenger RNA from Zootermopsis nevadensis, 1389 nucleotides. Its product is annotated as dnaJ homolog subfamily C member 17. The record is from RefSeq and is a predicted model, not a curated record. Gene Ontology annotation, molecular function: RNA binding. Gene Ontology annotation, cellular component: spliceosomal complex. Gene Ontology annotation, biological process: spliceosomal complex disassembly. NCBI's taxonomy places the organism in Eukaryota, Metazoa, Arthropoda, Insecta, Blattodea, Termopsidae.